AUGCCUGGUUAUGAAGCAGAAAGAGAUCGGUUGCGGGAGCAUUUAGGAAUCGAAUGGAUACAGAAUGGCCUUGCGAAGUCAGGAUGGACACCAAAGAAACCAAUUCGACACUCAUCUGACUUGAACUGUGACUUCUCUCAUCCGGAAAAAUGUCAAUGGAAGAAUAUGGCUGAUGAGAACCAAUUGGAUUCAAGAGUAAUAUUUUUUCAAUUUCUAGAUUUCUAUCUAUUCGAGAAAAUCGAUUACACCGAAUUCCCAGUUCUUCGUGUUGGUCCCGGACCAUCGAAAAUUCAACAAGGAGACAAAAUGAUAUUUGUGGGUGAUAAGAAACGAGAAGAGCAGCAUGCAAUCUUCUACUCAUCACCUAUCAAUUGUCAGAAUUCGACUGGAAAUUUGACAUUUACAUACUGGGUGUACAAUAGCGCACGAGUCGAAGUGAUUUUGUUGGAAGACGACGGUAGAGGAGGAUAUAAGAUGAUUUUCGAUGAUCCAUCUGAAGAAAAGCCAUACGUGGAUUGUGGAACUAUUCAAUUGAAUACAGAAUGUCAUGCUGAAAUUCCACCAAGAGACAAACCAUUCAGAAUUGGAAUCCGUGCAUACGAAAUUUCGAAUACGGACGGAUCGUUUGUGAUGAUUGACAAUAUUCUGUACUCGGCUAGUUUGUGUAAAGUUGGAAUUGACGUUGGAGAUACUUUCAAAUCAAAUGCAUUGGAAACGGGAGCAAGUGGAAAACAUAUCGAUACUGCCGCCGAGCUUAAAUGUGAUAAUUUUGACUCAAAGUGUAGAUGGAGAUCUGGAGGUGAUGCUAUGGUGAUGUGGCGCCGUUCGUCAUCUGCUCUCCCAAGUCCUCUUCUACUGAAUGCCACCGGAACUACAGUAGGACCACGUGGCGGAUAUGCGGUACUGUAUGUCGAACAAGGAACACAAAAGAAAUCAUUGGAUAUUCUGAGAUCUGACCCUAUCACUUGUCAGAGUUUGACCGAAAAUGAAUUCACUUUUAGAUUCUGGGAAUUCGGGCAAAUUGAACUGGAAGCAUGCGCUGUCGACCUGAUGUUGAAAGAUAUUGAAUGCGUCCCUAUUCCACGUGGAAGCUCACCGGCAAAUGUUAAAUUGACAUUCAGAAAAGCAACUAAAAAUUUCAUGAUCAUCAUUAGAGUUUCUUCUUUGAAUUCUGAUUUUGAUAACAUGGUGAUUGUUGAUGACAUCUCCUAUAGAGCAACACUUUGCACUGACGCACUGUCUGUAUUCGACAUCGGAGAUUCUUUCGUUUCUACUCCAAUGCUUUCUCUUCUUCUGAGCCGAAAUGUGCAUACAGCUCAAGAUCUAUCUUGUGAUUUCUCAAAGAGAGCAUCUGCAUGCCUUUGGGGAAUGUUGAAUCAGGACGAGGACUCAUCUGAUAUUGCAUCAAACACAUGGACAGUUGGACAUGGGCCAUUGAACGAUGAGAAGUUGUAUUCAUUGACUGGAAUUUCUGAGAUUCCAGAAGGAGAAUUCGGAUUAGCAAAAUUCGAAACUGGAGGAAGCGCAGUUCUUCUGUCAGAAGUCGUCAGAUGUGCACUUGAUAAUGUGCACGUUCAAUUCAAAUUGUGGACUACUGGAACUGCUAAAAUUAAGGUUUGCCUUGUCGAAGAAUCCUCCCCAUCACUUCUCGAUUGCCAAGAUGCCAGCAGUGGCGAUGUGGUUGUAGAUCUUCCACGCAUCCGUCGUCCAUUCCGAGUUGCAUUCUCGGCAGAAGCAGAAGAUCAAGGAAUGGUUCUGAUUGAUGAUAUCAUUGUGACUGGUCAAAUCUGUCCACCAACCGCUGCCAAGCAAUUCUCAUCGAAAACUUUCCGACCGACUGCUGAUAUUCCAGACCCGAACGUUUGUAGACUACUGUCAUGUGAUUUCCAUCUGGGACAUGCUUGCCUCUAUGAAAGUUCACAAGUUUCUAAUUCUGCUAUGCACGGAGUAGCCAAUAGAAAAUUGAAUGCAUUCUUGACUCGAUCAAAACGAGUUUUCAUUCUGGAGUCGCCACAAUUCCGUCUGAAUACCGUAGCACGCCUUCAUUUCGAUUAUAGACUACAGGGAGACGCCAAUUUGUUCAUUUGCAAUGACAGUGGAACGAAAGAAUUGGAAAGCUGUUUCAAGGUAGAAGGACGAGAAGGAAACGAUUACAUUGAGCUUCUGGCCAGCGAUACAAAGGUUUACAUAAUUUCGCGGCUCUCUGAAACUGGAAAAUCAGGAUCUCUUGAAGUUUCGAAAAUCGUUUUUACUGACACAAGUGAUCAGACCAUUUGUUAA
This is a messenger RNA of Caenorhabditis briggsae, 2280 nucleotides long. RefSeq names its product Protein CBR-MAM-2 (gene Cbr-mam-2). NCBI's taxonomy places the organism in Eukaryota, Metazoa, Nematoda, Chromadorea, Rhabditida, Rhabditidae. The record is from RefSeq and is a predicted model, not a curated record. The transcript is spliced from 13 exons. Gene Ontology annotation, cellular component: membrane. The coding region runs from base 1 to 2280 and encodes 759 amino acids.